Messenger RNA from Leptinotarsa decemlineata (Colorado potato beetle), 1602 nucleotides. RefSeq names its product Ionotropic receptor 40a (gene Ir40a). Gene Ontology annotation, molecular function: ligand-gated monoatomic ion channel activity. The record is from RefSeq and is a predicted model, not a curated record. Lineage: Eukaryota; Metazoa; Arthropoda; Insecta; Coleoptera; Chrysomelidae. Gene Ontology annotation, cellular component: membrane.
UUGUCAACCGCGAUAUUCGAUAUCAUUAUAGGAUUCCCACUAGACCAUGUUGCCAUUUGUUUCGACAACAGGACAGAAAUUGAGUUCGUGGAACACUUGGUCAAACAACUGAAAAACGGAACUGUUUUGAUAACAAUUUUUAACAUCGCCAUUACGGAAAUGCAAGAAAGGGUUAGACGAAAAUUAAUUAUUAUGAACAAAAACGUUCAAAAAGCUAAAUGUUUUCUGUUUCAGUAUUUCGAAUAUUUGUCAUAUCAGACGGAAAAUCAUUUAGAAUCGUACAAUAUCUUUUUUGGAACACAUCGACUAUAUGAACAUUUACUAUUGGAGAUUGCAAGCAGAAACUUCAUCCGACGAAACAUAAUCUAUAUUUUUUACUGGGGUCAGAGUCUAUUUUCGAGAUAUUUUCUGAGAAAUAUAAAAUACUGUAUGAAAAUAUAUGCUAUCACGAAUCCAAGAAAUGAUACAUAUAGACUAUUCUACAGUCAAGCAACGUCACACAGAGAGCAUCAUUUAGAAAUGGUGAAUUGGUGGAACCAUGGAAAAGGUAUAUUCAAUCACCCCACAUUGCCAACAACGAAGUCAGUCUACAAAGAUUUCAAAGGAAAAAUUUUACAUGUCCCAGUUUUACACAGGAGUUCAUUUUUGAAAUCUCAAAACAGAGUGUAUGCUUACUUCGAUCCUCCAGAAAGGACCCAGGGUACAGCGGAUUCAGAAACCGGAUUUUUCAAUGGCAUUAUUGGUAUCGUAUGGAGGAGGGAAGCGGAUCUUUUUCUCGGUGAUGUGGAAAUAACUUACGAAAAGUCAAAUUUUGUGGAAUUUUCAUUUAUAACUUUAGCAGAUAGUGGGGCGUUUGUCACACAUGCUCCUAGUAAACUCAAUGAAGCUCUGGCUCUUUUAAGGCCAUUUCAGUGGCAAGUUUGGCCAGCAAUAGGACUAACCUGUUUUAUUGUGGGACCAGUACUAUACCUCAUCAUCGCUCUACCAAACUUUUGGCAACCCAGAUUCAGAGUCAGAUCUCACUCCAGAAUGUUUUUCGAUUGUACCUGGUUCGCUAUUACCAUCCUGUUGAAGCAGACCGGACGGGAACCAAGUUCCAGCCACAAAUCACGAUUCUUCAUCAUUUUGUUGUCAAUAUCAGCGACCUACGUUAUUAGUGAUAUGUACUCCGCGAAUUUGACUUCACUAUUGGCAAGACCUGGUAGAGAGAAAGCAAUCAAUAAUCUCUAUCAACUGGAACAUGCGAUGGAAACAAGAGAUUUCAAAUUAUUUGUUGAGAAACACGGUUCUUCGUAUGGACUUCUAGAGAAUGGAACUGGUGUCUAUGCAAAUUUGUGGAAUCUGAUGCGAAAAAAACAAGGAAACAACUUUUUGAUAGAAUCUGUUGAAGCGGGAGUCAAAUUGGUCAGACAUUCGACCACUAAUGCAGUUAUGGCUGGUAGAGAAACACUAUUCUUUGAUAUUCAAAGAUUUGGUCCCGGUAAUUUUCACCUUAGCGAGAAGUUGAAUACUGCGUAUUCUGCAAUUGCUUUGCAACUGGGAUGUCCAUAUAUCGAUGAAGUGAACAGAAUGUGAGUUUAUGUGUUCUCUUUUUUCCUAUAA